AUGGCAGAAAAUAAUGCGAAAUGGUUGGAUGCAUCGUAUUAUCAAAACAUGCCGAAUUCAGAAGUGAAUUGGGCGCAACUAGCACAAAAAUGGAUGCAGAUGCGAGAUGCCGGUGAAGUUACGCCGGUAACAUCGGAUGAUUCUAUACCGCCACCGCCAAACAAUGAGCUACUACCAUCACAUCCUCCACCGGCACCCGAUGGACUACCGGUAAAUGGAUCUUUUUUGCCACCUAGUGGGUAUUUGCCUACUAUGCCUGUUGAUGCAAAUUUUGCAACACCAUCGCCUUGUUGGAUACCACCUCCACCGCCAAAUAAUUUCGGUCCUCCAGCUGGUGGCGCAUUUCCUCCUUUCAUGCCACCAGUUCCGCCAUGGAUGGGCGUCACUCCGGUACCGCCUGGUCCGUUUCCGCCAGCGCCACCUUAUGGUGAUGCAAAGCUAAACGUUGACGAGGAGGAAGGGGGUGAGUAUUCACAUUAUUACAAAGAGUGGGAUGAAAAGCAGAAAAGCAGUCGGCGUGACAAUGAUUCAGAUGAUUCAGAAACAGUUCCGGAAGGUGCUAUGGCUCACUGGCUUAAGCCAGGUCCUGGUUGGACACCACCACCAAAUUGGUAUCAUCCGUCGCGUCGUGAUUCUCCUUCAAACUCUCAUUCUAUGCCUUUCAUCGAUCAACAAACACGAAAAGCUUUGCCAGCAUGGAUCCGUGAAGGUUUAGAAAAAGCUGAGCAAGAAAGGCAAAAGAAACAGACGAAAGAAGCUAAGUUGCGAGCAGCCGAAGAAGCGGCAAAAGCUCGACGUGCUUCUAAAGGAUUGGGAAAAUUUGAUUCCGAUAGUAGUGAAGACGAAAAUGGAACGGAAGAUGCUAAAGAAAGAGUGAAACUUGAUGGAGAGCCAGUGUUCCUCCAGAAAAAGAAAUUGGAAAAGCAGCACGAACAACCUGCCAAGGAUAUAACGGAAAUUGAUUAUCGAACCGAGGAAGAGACACGAGAAGAUGCACUCAUGCUUUUGCGACGUUUCAUGACUGAAAUUUUGUUGGAAACAACGGAUGAUGAAUUAAGCCGUAUUGCUAGGGAACAGAUCGAAUUUGCUAAACGUUCUGCCCAGCCAAAAGUUCUCGCCCAAAGCUCGGCUCUCGCCGCUUUGUGUACGCUUGGUGCUGAAAGCGAUGAUGAAUCAAAUGAAGAAACUGAUAUGAAGCAAUUGGACGAAUCAACGAAUAAAACGAAAGGCGAAGAAUUUUCGAAAAAGUCAAGUAUUACUGGUGAUGGUAAUGGUGGUGGUAAUGAAGAUGAUACUUUGUUCAGUGUGCCACUUCUUCCAGUAUUAUCGUCGGGUGCUAAGAGUAAGGCCAAGUUAAGUAGCAAUGAUGGAUUCUCUUCUACAGAAUCCUCCCAAGGUGUUGAAAAAAAAAAAGCUGCUGUCCAGGAAAAGAAGAAUGGCGAUGACGGACCGUCACGUGUUGCGCUUCCAAAAAGUGGGAAUGAUGCAUGCAAAGAAAUAGGUCAAAAGAAGUUCGAUUCCAAUAGCGAUGGAAGCAAUAAAAAAGACAGGAAGGAAAAGCAUGCUAGAGAGUCAAAGAAGCAGUAUCAACGGAAAAAAUCAGGAAGUAAGGAGUGUCCAAAGAAACGACGACGUGGCAGUAGUAAGGAAGAUUUGACAAAAAAAGACGCAGACCAUACAUUAAAUGCAAAGCAAGACAAUAAGUUUAGAUCGGAUAGUGAUAAAAGUGGUUCUCGAACUCCCGAACAUUAUCGUCGAAGAUCAAGCAGCACAGAGUCCUACCACAAACGACGUCGUUCAAGAAGUCACAAAAGAUUGAGAUCAAAUUCUCGGUCACGUACUAAAAGAAACCGCAGAUUUGAGGAGCGACAUAAUUCACGUUCACGAAGCCGUGAAAGGAGACGAUCUGGUGAAAGGCAUCACCGAGAUAGGUAUUUUAGAAGAUCGCGUUCAUAA
This is a messenger RNA of Cercopithifilaria johnstoni, 1956 nucleotides long. NCBI's taxonomy places the organism in Eukaryota, Metazoa, Nematoda, Chromadorea, Rhabditida, Onchocercidae. The record is from the annotation of a GenBank genome assembly.